UUAUCCUCUACGAAUCUGCCUUCAAAUUAAUUGAUUGUUCUCAUCAUUCACGCUAAAAUUGAUCUACUUGAUUGUUCUAUUCAACAAUAUGUACGCUAAAUUCGUCAUCAUGGUGAUAAUGUUUCUGUUUCUUCUGAAAAAGGUUACAUAAAUCUAGACAAGUGUUGACUCAUUCUGAUCUGUAACUACAAUUACAAAGACUCUCUGUCCUUCACAGACAGCGGUUCCAAACCCAACACCAUUCACCUGCUUCCAUUCCAUUUCCUCUUUCUUUCUCCCACAUCUCUCAUUUCUUCAGAUCCACCACCCUCUUUGCAGAAAAAAGUUUGUGUUUAGGUAUCAGUAUGCGUGGCAUUGAUGAUUGAUCUUUGGCUGUUCUGUUUGCUAUCAGACUUUGAUAUUUGGAAAUGUCUGAAGUGAAGAACAAAGUGGAUUUCAUCCAGUUGCUUGGACCUGACAUGUCAAUCAAGAUUCUCACCCAUUUGGAUGACCCUUGUGAUCUUAUUCGGGUUUCGGCUGUUUCCAGUUCUUGGCACCGAUUUGUUAUUGAACAAGGCCUCUGCAAGCAACUUUGCUUGAAAAUGUUUCCUGAAAUAUCUGGUGUUGCUCAUAUCGUUGAACUUGACAACAUUAUUGAACCACUAAUCAACACUCUUGGCAGUUAUGUAAAUUGGGAGUCUCUUAAGAGAAUUCAUAGAGUCUAUGCAUUCUUGGCUUCUGGUCUUACUCCUAUGAGGAAAAAUUGCAUCUCAAAAUCUAUUAGUGCAUCUAGCACUGAUAACUACCCAGAAGAAAGCAUUCUACAUACAUUGGAGCCUGGGGAUAGAACUCAAUAUAGAGCAUCAUACUGGUCAAGCAAAGGGGAAAGUCAUCCUUCUGUUCCUGAGACUUUAGUUUAUAAGCUUGCUUCAAAAUUAUGUCUUGUUACGGAAAUCUAUGUCCAUCCUUUCCAAGCAUAUUUUCAGCAUGGCUUCCCUAUAUACUCGGCUAAGGCUGUCCGAUUCAGAAUGGGCCAUCCGAGACACCCAAUGGAAUUAGAGAGUGCUGUGGAUAAAAUGGCUACUAAUGACGUCUUGGGCGAUAAUCAAUUUAUAUGGACAUAUACUUCACCUGAAUUUCCAAUGUUUCAAGAAAACCGCUUGCAAAAAUUCAAGCUACCUGAACCUGUUCUGUGCAUUGGAGGUGUACUGCUAGUUGAGCUGUUGGGUAGAGUUCAAAAACAAGAAAUGGAUGAAUUAUUCUACAUAUGCAUCUCCCAUGUUCAAGCCAUGGGACGAUCAAUUUCGCCAGAAUUUGACGUCAAAAUUCAUCAUCCGUCAGGGAAGUGUACCUUGAAAUACUGCCCUCAAAUAGAUUGUUAUGUGUCUUCUUCAACAUCAUCACAGAGAAGUGACUCAAGCAAUCCGUCGCGCUUGCGAACAAUAACCUCAAACAUAAUGCAGAGGGGUGUGAGACGUUGGGAGCAAUUUCUCUUGAGUGCGCUGCUUGGUACUGCUACUGAUCCUGUUGUAGUUGAUAAUGAUGAUCAAUGAAAAAUAAAUGUAAGUAAUUAAGUACCUCAAUUCUCAAAUGAAAGACAUUGGUCCAAAAAUCUGUAUAGCAUGGAAUAUGUUGAGCACAAUAAUAAGUAGGGGGCAGAGGCAAAGUUUCAUCUUUAUUUCUUUGUUACAUAAGUCUUGCCUUCUUGGCUAGUUGUUAAGGAUAGGUUGUACACAAAUUUUCUGGCGGCUUGAACUAAUAACGAAAUUUGUAUUGAUGAUAAGAAUGAUGAUGGAACACUUCUUCCACAUAUUCUAAUCAAUCAUGUGUUCCAA
Messenger RNA from Glycine soja, 1814 nucleotides. Its product is annotated as F-box protein At4g00755-like. Gene Ontology annotation, molecular function: protein binding. The record is from RefSeq and is a predicted model, not a curated record. The transcript is spliced from 6 exons. The coding region runs from base 408 to 1532 and encodes 374 amino acids. Lineage: Eukaryota; Viridiplantae; Streptophyta; Magnoliopsida; Fabales; Fabaceae.